Messenger RNA from Myzus persicae (green peach aphid), 1220 nucleotides. Its product is annotated as DNA fragmentation factor subunit alpha-like. Lineage: Eukaryota; Metazoa; Arthropoda; Insecta; Hemiptera; Aphididae. The record is from RefSeq and is a predicted model, not a curated record. The transcript is spliced from 5 exons. Bases 164 to 760 code for a protein of 198 amino acids. Gene Ontology annotation, biological process: regulation of apoptotic process; apoptotic process.
CAAUAUUUAUUUGAUUGAUAAGCCUUGGUGCAACCUGCCAAUUUUUUAUCGAUUUGAUAACCUAGUUAUUACUUAUUAGUUGAUACUUCUAUACUUCAUAUCCGGUCGUUGUUCGUUUGUGCAUGUUUGUUUUUUCAUUGAAUACUUGAAUUAUUAAUUUAAAAUGGCUAGUGAAGAAUACACUGGUAAACCUUACAAAAUAAUUGAUUCAAAGCGUGAACACAAAAUUGGUAUUGUUGCAACUUCAUUGUCUGAUUUUAUGACUAAAGCUCAACAAAAACUUGAUAUAAAUGAAAAUGAACCCAUUAAAGUCGUUCUUGAAUCUGAUGGCACUGAAAUUGAUGAGGAAGACUAUUUCGAUACUUUGGAAACAAAUACAUUAAUUAUGAUUUUAAAAUCUGACCAAAAAUGGAGUCCAUAUGAUAUAAGUGGUGGUGUUUUCCGAGCUUACACAACAAGCUUUAAAUUUUCAGACGAUCAAAUUGAUGGCACACAGAGCUUAAACAGCUUGAUUCGACGUCUGCAAAAUGAUAUAGGUCAAAUAGCAUUUUUGAGUGGUUGCGAUCUUGAGCUUUUAUCUGAUAUGGAUCCAGAUAGUUUGGUUGAUAUGGCAUUUGACAGGUCAUUUCUAGAUCAAGUUAAAGAAGCUAGUGGACGGUUUUUGUAUGAAAAACGAGAAGCUCAAGAUGCAAUAAAUUUGCUCAAACUCUACCAUGCCACGACAAUUGGUCAAAAUGCAUCCAAGAAAAGUAAAGUUUAGUACUUAAGUAAUGAAAAUAUUACAUUUUUAAAAAUAUUUACUAUAACAACGUUUUAAGUUAUUUUAUCACUGCAAAACUAUUAUAAAAUAAUAUAAUACGAAAUAGUUACUUUAUAGUCCUUAGGUUAUAUUUGUUUGGUUAAUAAGCACUACAAAGUAUUUGAAAAAAAUUGAAUACAGAGUUGUAUAAUGUGUGUGUUAGAUUAGUGUUGUUAUCAAGACUUCCAAAAAUGAUUUAUGUCUUACAGCUAAUAGAUAUUAAGAUUUCUUUCAACUGUUGUACUAUCUGUCCUAUGUUUUAGUCAUUAAAUUAAGAAAAAAGAAAUGUACCAAAAUAUUUUAAAUGCAUUGGUUGAUAAAAUAAAGUAUUGGAGAAUAUCCAACUUAACAAUAUGAAUACACAUCUUUUAACAUUAAUUUAAAUUGAAUGAAUUCUUUCAAUAUAAUUUUUUAAAAAACA